AUGGCCGGAGCUUCCCGCAACGCCACCCACCCGCCGGUGAAUGUCAUUGUCUCCGGGCAUGUGGACUCCGGCAAGAGCACUCUCACUGGGCAUCUGCUUCACCUGCUGGGUGUCGUCAGCACCGAGGAAAUUAACCGCAUGAAGGCCGAGUCCACCGGGUCCAAGAUGGGGUCCUUCUGCUAUGCUUGGGUGUCGGACUCCUCGGCGACCGAGCGCGAGCAUGGCGUUACGACCGACAUCUCUGUCAACCGGUUUGUCACCGACCACCGCCUGGUGACCAUCAUCGACUCGCCCGGGCAUCGGGACUUCAUUCCGAACAUGAUUGCCGGCGCCAACCAGGCUCAGUCGGCUUUGAUGAUUCUCGAUGCCUCGAUCGGCAACUUUGAAGCUGGCUUCAUGCGUGGCGGGCAAACCCGCGAGCACCUCCAGCUCAUGGCCAGCCUCGGUGUCAAGUCCAUCAUCUUGGUCGUCAACAAGAUGGACAAGGUCGACUGGUGUCGCGACCGAUUCAACUUCAUCCGUAAGAGCAUCCUCAAGUAUGUGCAGGGUGUCGGCUUUACCAGUGGUGUGGUGGUUCCCUGCUCCGGCUUCCAAGGGGACAAUCUGAUGACGCGCGUGGAUCCGGCCACCGUGCCUGGGUCGGACUGGUACAAGGGCCCCACACUGAUUGAGGCGAUUGAUCGCCUGCCGCCGCUGCAGCCGGACAUCCGCCAGCCCGUGCGCCUGGUCGUGCGCGACACCCUGGAGGCCUCCUCGCGUGGCAUCCUCCGCAUCCAGGCCCAGAUCCUGGGGGGAUUCAUCUCCACCGGCGACCAGCUUCUCUUCCUGCCGGCCAUCGAGACUGGCACAGUCACCGGUAUGUGA
This is a messenger RNA of Fonticula alba, 864 nucleotides long. RefSeq lists its product as hypothetical. Gene Ontology annotation, biological process: translation. The transcript is spliced from 6 exons. The record is from RefSeq and is a predicted model, not a curated record. Gene Ontology annotation, molecular function: GTP binding; GTPase activity. Lineage: Eukaryota; Rotosphaerida; Fonticulaceae. The coding region runs from base 1 to 864 and encodes 287 amino acids.